Molecule: messenger RNA, 2910 nt
Organism: Botrytis deweyae
Lineage: Eukaryota; Fungi; Ascomycota; Leotiomycetes; Helotiales; Sclerotiniaceae
Exons: 7
Coding region: 465-2567 (700 amino acids)
Biological process (GO): glycogen biosynthetic process
Cellular component (GO): cytoplasm
Molecular function (GO): hydrolase activity, hydrolyzing O-glycosyl compounds; 1,4-alpha-glucan branching enzyme activity; cation binding
Source: RefSeq, a predicted model, not a curated record
AACAAGUUCAUCCAGAAGUAGAAGAAUUGGCAGAUCCUUAGGGAGGGAGGGAGGAUAGGGGAUCAAUUCAAACAAAUCAAAUACACCAAACAAAUCACUUCCUGCAUUAUCAAUAGCCACUUGUUACUCGUACAAUGGCGAGAGAGAGAAAAAAAGAGUAAUAAGAACCCCGCAAUCUGCACCGGAUUUCUCUGCAAAAAGAAAAACAUCAUAAGUUGACGGAAUAUUUUCUUUUCUUUUCUAUCUUCACUGUCAACUUUUCUCUUCAUCUCUCUCGACCUACCUACUUUAGUAUCUCAAGUUGAAUCGUGUAUUAAGCGCCCCUCCCUUAUCUUGUUUGCGCGGUUAGAAGAGAGCUAAACCAUACAUACCAUCAUACCCCCAUCAUCAUAGCUCCUCAAAUCCGGAGAGUAGAGUACUAGGAACUAGCCUCAUACAAUCUGUCAAAAACAUUAUCUGCAAGAAUGGCUAAUGUAAAUGAACUGGCAACUGCUUCAAUCAUGAAGAACGAAGCACCAAAGGGAAUCCCAAACGAUGGAACGGGUGUUAUCCAACUUGAUCCAUGGCUCGAACCAUUCAGAGAUUCUUUAAAACACAGAUAUUCAAAAGCACAGCAAUGGAUUAAAACCAUCGACGAUACCGAAGGUGGUAUUGAGAAAUUCAGCAGAGGUACCGAGAAGUUUGGAUUCAAUGUCGAUAAGAAGAACAACAUUACCUACAGGGAAUGGGCUCCGAAUGCAACACAAGCAUUCUUGAUUGGUGAUUUUAAUGAUUGGAACCGCGAGUCUCACCCUAUGAAGAAGGAUCCUUAUGGGGUUUUCGAAAUUGUUCUGCCUGCAAAGGAUGGCAAACCAGCCAUCGCACAUAAUUCCAAGAUCAAGAUCUCUAUGAUUACACCUUCUGGCGAACGAAUUGAACGAAUUCCUGCAUGGAUCAAAUAUGUCACACAAGAUCUCUCCGUCUCCCCAGUUUACGAUGCUCGAUUUUGGAACCCACCUGAGUCCGAACGAUACGUCUUCAAGCAUCCCAGACCAAAGAAGCCAGAAAGUGUUAGGGUAUAUGAGGCACACGUUGGUAUUUCUUCCCCAGAACUACGGGUUUCCACAUACAAGGAGUUCACAAAGAACAUGAUACCAAGAAUACAUCAUUUGGGUUAUAACGUUAUUCAGCUUAUGGCUAUUAUGGAGCAUGCAUAUUAUGCAAGUUUCGGUUAUCAAAUCAACAGUUUCUUUGCUGCAAGCAGUCGAUAUGGUACACCUGAUGAGCUGAGAGAGCUCAUAGAUACCGCACAUGGACUUGGUAUCACUGUGCUGCUUGACGUAGUUCACAGUCAUGCUUCCAAAAAUGUAUUGGAUGGGCUCAACGAGUUCGACGGAAGUGACAGCUGCUAUUUCCACGAGGGUCCUAAAGGAAAGCAUGAGUUGUGGGAUAGUAGACUUUUCAACUAUGGAUCUCAUGAAGUCUUGAGAUUCUUGCUCAGCAAUUUACGAUUCUGGAUGGACGAAUACAACUUUGACGGGUUUCGAUUUGACGGUGUUACGAGCAUGCUUUAUACCCAUCAUGGAAUUGGAACGGGGUUCUCGGGUGGUUACCAUGAGUACUUUGGCCCAUCUGUUGAUGAGGACGGUGUUGUCUACCUCAUGAUUGCCAAUGAGAUGUUACACCAAAUUUAUCCAGAAUCGUUGUCUAUUGCAGAAGAUGUUUCGGGAAUGCCCGCUUUGUGCUUACCAUUAGCACUCGGUGGUGUAGGGUUUGAUUACAGACUUGCUAUGGCCAUUCCUGACAUGUGGAUCAAGAUCCUCAAGGAGAAGAAGGACGACGAAUGGGAUCUCGGAAAUAUCUGCUUUACUUUGACGAACAGACGUCAUGGUGAGAAGACUAUCGCAUACUGCGAGAGUCACGAUCAAGCAUUGGUCGGGGAUAAGUCCAUUAUGAUGCACUUGUGUGACGCAGAGAUGUACACAAAUAUGUCAAGACUUACAGAGUUUACGCCAAUUAUCGAGCGUGGAAUGGCAUUACAUAAGAUGAUUCGCCUCCUGACAUCCGGUCUUGGAGGUGAAGGUUAUCUCAAUUUCGAGGGUAACGAAUUCGGUCAUCCAGAGUGGCUCGACUUCCCUCGUGAAGGCAACAACAACAGCUUUUGGUAUGCUCGCCGUCAAUUUAACCUUCCAGAUGAUGAUCUUCUUCGUUACAAAGCACUGAACGAGUUUGAUUCCCACAUGCAACAUCUUGAAGCAAAGUAUGGUUGGUUACACAGUGAUCAAGCUUAUAUUAGCUUGAAGAAUGAGUCUGAUAAGGUUAUUGUCUUUGAGCGAGCUGGUUUGUUAUGGAUCUUCAAUUUCCACCCAACUCAAAGUUUCGUAGAUUACAGAGUUGGUGUCGAACAAGAGGGUACUUACAAAGCUGUUCUCAACACUGAUACCAAGGAUGUUGGAGGAUUCGAAAGAAUUGACUCUUCAACACGCUUCUUCACAACACCUUUUGCAUGGAACGACAGAAAGAACUUUAUUCAAGUAUACAUUCCAACCCGUACAGCAAUAGUUUUGGCACUUGAAUCUACGCUAUAAAAAUUAGUAGAUAAAAUGGCUAUUCGGCGGGCAAACAGGUUGAAGAAAUGAGUAAAAUAAAACUGGAAUAUGACUGAGAGAUUGGAGACGGAAAAAGUAUGCGGAUUCUGCUUUCAAUACCUACCUCUUUAUGUCGAUAGAUUUAUUUUAGCUACCUAUGUGAGCGAGCCUUUGCAGCGAAGGAAAAAAAAAUAGAUUUUUCGGUUUUCUCCCCCGCCAAUUAAAAAAAGAAAUUUUGGUGGGAAAAUAAAUUAUGUGAUGAUUCUUUGUAAAUCCGACCAAGUAAUACUACGAACGUACCUAGGUAAUAAUAAGUAUCAUUUCACAAAAAUCGAGUGUGAAU